Labeo rohita (rohu) is the source of this 2723-nucleotide messenger RNA. RefSeq names its product protein phosphatase 1, regulatory (inhibitor) subunit 2 (gene ppp1r2). The record is from RefSeq and is a predicted model, not a curated record. Lineage: Eukaryota; Metazoa; Chordata; Actinopteri; Cypriniformes; Cyprinidae. Gene Ontology annotation, molecular function: protein phosphatase inhibitor activity. The transcript is spliced from 6 exons. Bases 245 to 853 code for a protein of 202 amino acids. Gene Ontology annotation, biological process: regulation of signal transduction.
GCGGCGCCCUAUUUCCUUUCCUCGCUGUAAAUGGGCAAGUGCGUGAGCUCCGGCAGAAAUCAAGUCAUCAACGGUCACAAACUUUAGUCACAAACAGCGUUUAACUUUCAUCUGUAGGCAAGCACUACACCAGCGGUUAAUAAAUUAGGCCUGGGUGCUGUUUCUGAAGCGCCUCGGCGUGUUUUAGUCGUUUGUUUGAGGCGUAAACAGUGUAAAAGAGGAGUUGUGGGUGGGUUUGACGGUUAUGGCAGCACCGCGACCCAUUAAAGGGAUUCUGAAGAACAAAUCCAGUAUCAAAGCCCGACCCGAAGAGCCAGUCCAGGACACGCCAGAACCAGGAGCCCCUAUAAACUCUGAAGACGACCAACAGAAGAAGUCACAGAAAUGGGAUGAAAUGAACAUUUUGGCCACAUAUCACCCUGCGGAUAAGGACUAUGGGCUGAUGAAGAUAGACGAGCCCAGCACGCCAUACCAUAGGAUGCUCGGCGAUGACGAGGAUGAAGGGGCGCUCAGCGAUUCGGACGGGAACACAGUCCUACCCGGAGAUGACCUCGCUAAGAAGCUGGCGGCAGCGGCGGAAGGUGCAGGAUCUCGCUUUAUGGAGGAGCCAGAGGAGGAGAGCAGUGAGGAAGAGGAGGAGGAGUUGAGUCCUGAGGAGCAAGCCAGAAAGAAGCAGUUUCAGAUGAUGAGGAAGAUGCAUUAUAAUGAAGGUAUGAACAUUAAGCUAGCCCGACAACUCAUCGCCAGUGAGCUGGAAGAAGAGGAAGAUGAGGAUGAAGAAAUGAAGGAUGACACAGAGACCGAGGACAUCACCGUUGACCCCCCACAAGAUGCUGAUUCCUUGGACUCAUAAGGAUGUUCAGAUUUGUCCGUCAGCUCCUGCCUUGUCCCGUGAACGUCUGGAAGGCGCAGCGUCGUCACUGGUUCAGCUCCAGGAUUCCCCUCCACCCCGUGUUUUCCACCAACACCGCAAUGCCACGCAUAUCAUCAUCCAGCUCCCUUAUUUGCCAAACGUUUAUUGUCAUCACACUAAGAAACGAGACUGUUAUCAAACCGUUCCAGGCCUGGACUCCACCCUCUUCCUGUGGCGAGAGCGUGGGAGGCCGCUGAGAAGUGUGCUUGUGUCCUACACCCCAUCACGACCAUCGACUUCCACAAUGAACCGUACGCUUUCUCUGACCCCCCAACUCGGCCGUUAUUGACAUUUAAAUAAUCUGAACAGGCAGGUGGUUUAGCAUGCACUGGUUAAGGGGGACUGAUGUGGUCUUGGGCUUUGACACACACACACACACACCGAGCUCUACUGUAUGCAUGGCUUCUGAAAACCAUGUUUAAUUACAUUGGCACUAAUCGUAUCUGCCCUGUGUAUGAUUAACAGGUGAGUAUUACUGAACUAGAUAGAAAACUACUGAUUAGUAGACUGAACCCUUCGGUUGUCUCUGUUGCUUUUCCGAAACUGCAAAAGCUUUAAUAGAUGCUAAACAGUUCUGACGGUUUUUGACUUGGCAUCCUUAUUGAGCUUUGUUUUGAUUGCCUUUUUUUCUAAACGCCAUUCUAAUGGGGUUUUUUCUUUCUGUGGUUUCUGAAGAAUAUAAUUAUCCUACAGUACCAAAUAAAAGAUCAAAUAAUUUUGAUAUAUUGACCAAGCAAUUUGACCUCUAAAAUUGCAAUUGUUAUUCUGGUGUAUUUAUCAAUUUAUAGUCAUGAAUACUCACACACAAUAUAUGUAGGUUGUAUUAAAAAAUGCUAAAUGGGUGAUACCACAAAACCUUACAAGAAUUUGUCUAGGUCAUAUUUGGCUCCAAAAUCAAAAGGAGGAAGUAUGUAUCAUUUAAUUACAUGCUUGUUACAGUAAUGCUAUAAAAAAAUCAAAAAUAUAUUCUGACUGUAAUGUAAAAAAAAUGUGACUCAAAUGCAAAAAAUAAUAUUAAUAUUAUAUUAAUAAUAUAAUAUUAAUUGACUAAUUAUCAAAAUUUUAAAAAAUAAUGGAAAUUAAAUAUUUGAAAACAAUUUAUUAUUAAAUUUAUUUACUUAACUUGUCCUUAAUUGUAAUUAAACAACCAGAUAAUAAACAGAUUUUUUUUCUUUAACUUAAAAUAAUGAAUUUCUUGACAAGUUUUGUGAAAUUCACCCGAAUGUCGACACAGCAUUGCUUUUUGGAAACGGUGCUUCAAAGCAACAGCGUUUUUGCCUGAAUGCAUUUUUGACCCUUUUCUUUCUCCCGUCUUUAUUCUCCCAUAAAGGCCGUACAAUCAUUAGUUUGAGAUCUGUGUUUUUGAGAUGUUCCCGUCUUUGCGAAUGUGUUUUCACACGGCCGGCCCUUGACUGAAUGAUGUCAGGAGAUGUGUUAAGUUCUUGCAGUCUCUCAAAAAUAGUGCUGGACACAUUGAACAUUAAAGCACUUAUUUCUAAAUUGGUUGACCUAUUUUUAAUGAAAAAGAUGAAAGGUCUGGUAUGAGUCCCGUCAGUCAUUGACAUGGAUUGCACACAUAUUUGACUCACGGUCAUGUCAAAUAUAGUUUAAUCCUACAUUUAUACAUUCUCAAGCACAAGUGCUUUGAUUUUAUUAUUAUGUUGAACUUACUUUUUCCAUGCGUUUUGAGUAAUUUGACCAUUUCUGUCCAUUUCAUUGAUCCUAGAGAUUUUUUGUUUUCCUGAAUAGAUGUGCAUGUUCUUCAAAUGAAAAUGUGCAUAUUUGUCAGUCAUUAAAAUGUUGGUAUGAA